AUGAUGGAUGAUAAAGAUAAACCUCUCGAAGUUGAACAUAGCUCCCAAGAAGAUAAUUCUCCAGCUCUAAUGGAUGGAGAUUCUGUUGAGAUAACGGAAGAGUUAUCACCGAGCCAACACCGAAGAUGGAGAGGCCUAGUGUCGGAUAUAGAAUCCAGAGCACACGAAGACGCUCAUGUCGAUUUCUUGAGAGCAAAUGGAUCUUUAACUCCUAGUCCUGUUUUCACAAGGUUCAAGUUCUCUCCAAUGUCAAGCCCUAGAAUUGGGAGACGUGUUGGAUCAAUGAGUCCUUCCUCGUCAAGAAGCAGAACGGACCUAAAGAAUCUCAUAAAUUUCAAAAAACGGAACAACAAUGUAGAUAUCGAGGAAGGUGUGGCUUUGGUGUUUGAUGACAGAGAUAAGAAGUCUCUCAUUCCAAGAACAUGGUCUCUCACUAAUCUCUUAACUCCUAGAAAAUACAAGAAGCCCGAGUCUUUACCGGUAACUCCUUUAGCUCACUCAAAUCCUGAGUCCAUGCACGGGAGCUAUGCGGUUGAUCAAGUCACUUCCAUGAAAAGAGAACGUGCACUUCCUAUUCACCGUUCGCGCUCUGUUCCAGCGCUCAUCGACAAAGAUGGAAGUGUAAAACAGUUAGGGGUUCUCCGUGUGAUUCCUACUCCAUCUCGUAGGGAUCAUGAAGGUCUAGAGAUGGUGCAGGCAUCGAAAAUGAGUAAACUCAACGAUGAAAUUGUUGAUGGAGGAGAAGAUGUACCCGAAGAGGAAGCUGUGUGUAGAAUCUGUAUGGUGGAAUUAGGAGAAGACUCGGAGGCUUUCAAGAUGGAAUGUAUGUGCAAAGGGGAACUAGCUCUUGCCCACAAAUCGUGCACGAUUAAAUGGUUCACAAUUAAAGGGAACAUAACAUGUGAUGUGUGUAAGGAAGAGGUGANAAAUCUCCCCGUGACUCUUCUUCGUGUUCAGGAGUCUCAGGAACCGUCUAGAGCAGCCAGGAAUAUGGAGCUUUCACAGUUCAAUGAAUGGCAAGAUGUGCCAGUUCUUGUCAUUGUAAGCAUGCUUGCAUACUUCUGUUUCCUCGAGCAGCUUCUGGUUAUGCAAAUGAAAUCUAGCGCUGUUGCAAUAGCUUUACCGUUCUCUUGCAUUAUCGGUCUUCUUGCAUCUAUGACAUCAACAGCAAUGGUGAAGAAGAACUAUGUGUGGAUCUUCGCAACGGUUCAGUUCUUUUUCGUGGUCCUUGUCGCUCAUAUUUUCUACUCAGUUGUUAAGCAGCCAGUUAUGUGCAUUGUCUUAGCCACUAUGAUCGGAUUCGGACUCACCAUGACCGGCGCAACAGCGAUUAGCGAAUAUAUGAAAUGGAGGAGAAACAAUGCUCACGAGCCAGCCGAGCCAGCAAGCACUCAGGUCGGUCCACCACAGGCUCAGACAAUAGACUAG
Molecule: messenger RNA, 1428 nt
Organism: Arabis nemorensis
Lineage: Eukaryota; Viridiplantae; Streptophyta; Magnoliopsida; Brassicales; Brassicaceae
Source: the annotation of a GenBank genome assembly